AUGGCGCCAAAAUCCAACAAUGGCCCAAGUGCCACUGCCACCGAGACCAAUGAUAAUGAACAGCAGGAGACAUCUAAACCGGACGAGGAUAUCCCGGCUUGCCAGUUAUGUCGCAAGAAGAAGGCCAAGUGCAAUCGUGCUCAACCCUGCUCGCAAUGCAUACGUUUUAAUGUCUCUUGUGUUUACGACGAUCGGAACAUGAAGCCAGGUCUUCGUGCAGGCGCGGUUGACCAACUCUGUCGACGAACGCUGGAGAACAUGUUCCUCGGCCAAGAGAUGAUCUGGCAGCAGAUGUGGCAAACAUUUCCAGACCUAGAGAAGCGACGAGAAGAACUCAAAUCGGCUUUGCUCUCGGUUGGGUCUGAAAUAACUGACACAAAGCGGCCAGCUGAGGAAUCGGAUGUGCAUCCAGUCAAGCGACCACGCGUUGACCUUGUGGAUUCACCUUCUCUUCUUGUCAAUCCUAGUAGCGACUCAACCGGAAUUUUACCGGCCGCGAUCAUGAGCGAGCUGGUUGAUCUCUACUGUAUCAGUAUCCACCCCUGGAUCCCAAUCCUUCAUAUGGAAAAUUUCCGGCAGCGUAUGCAGCUGGCAGAGGAGCGUCCACGAAUCACAUGCGUUCUUCAUGCGAUAAUUGCUGUCUGUAUUCGUUUUUGCCGGAAUGAACUUCUACAGGAUGAGGAAACAAAAUCUAAAAUUGCAGAGAAAAGCCGACAGAAGGUGAUCCUUGAUAGUACAGAGACUUUUUCUGUGGACAAUCUACAGGCCUUGGUUAUCAUUGCAUUUGAAACUAUUGGCCGGGGUCGCGGCCCUUCCUCAUGGUCUAUCGUUGGUAGUAUGGUUGGCACGGUCGAGCAUCUACAACUAAACGUUGAGGAGGACGUGCUAUAUGGUGUAAAGAACCUCGGAGAAAGUUUCCGGAUGGAGUGGCCGGGAUUGCCGAUUUCGUGCAUGGAAAAGGGCUAA
Penicillium odoratum is the source of this 966-nucleotide messenger RNA. RefSeq lists its product as uncharacterized. Gene Ontology annotation, molecular function: zinc ion binding; DNA-binding transcription factor activity, RNA polymerase II-specific; DNA binding. NCBI's taxonomy places the organism in Eukaryota, Fungi, Ascomycota, Eurotiomycetes, Eurotiales, Aspergillaceae. The record is from RefSeq and is a predicted model, not a curated record. The coding region runs from base 1 to 966 and encodes 321 amino acids. The transcript is spliced from 3 exons. Gene Ontology annotation, cellular component: nucleus. Gene Ontology annotation, biological process: regulation of DNA-templated transcription; DNA-templated transcription.